This is a messenger RNA of Helobdella robusta, 408 nucleotides long. RefSeq lists its product as hypothetical. NCBI's taxonomy places the organism in Eukaryota, Metazoa, Annelida, Clitellata, Rhynchobdellida, Glossiphoniidae. The transcript is spliced from 4 exons. The record is from RefSeq and is a predicted model, not a curated record. Bases 1 to 408 code for a protein of 135 amino acids.
AUGUUUCAACAAAAAUUAAAUUUGUAUAACUUCGACAAAUUGUGUGAAAGCAAAGCCAAGAGUAUCAAUUUUUUAACAGCAAUUUCUAUAGCUUGCUUACUUGUGUUUAAAGCUAUGCUAACAACUGUUUGUGGGACUGAGCUCUACCAUGUUGACGAAGAGAACAGUGGAGAUGCCAUGGAAUUUGAAAGCAUUACCUCUAAUUCAACUUAUGGGAAAAACAACCUAGACAAAAUUUUAUCUAUGGUGAAUUCUACUAGAAUCAAAAACUCUAAAAAAGUUGUCAUCUCAUGUGUAUCAGUGGUCCUCUUCCUCACAGUCCUCCUAAUUUUGCUGUUCGUCUGCAGGUUGAAGAAGAAAGAUGAAGGCAGUUAUGCCCUUGAUGAAUCUAAAUUAUGCUUCCAUUGA